This is a messenger RNA of Peronospora farinosa, 1047 nucleotides long. Lineage: Eukaryota; Oomycota; Peronosporomycetes; Peronosporales; Peronosporaceae. The record is from the annotation of a GenBank genome assembly.
AUGGGAAGCAAGAGGAAGUGUGUACCAUUGCAAUUAGAGACUAGCCAGACAAACAAGAAGAAGCACCAUGGCGAGAAGCAAUACAAGGUGUCAAAAACGAAGCAGGUGAGCAGAUUGGCAGCCCAGAAGAAGCAGGAGAAGGCAGCUAAACCGACAGUUCUGGCCAACUCCAAUUGGAUGGCUCUCAAGAGCAAGAUCCAGCAAAAGAACCAACGCCACAAAAGCAGCCAGAAUUUUGAAAAGAAGCACGACCUAGAUGUAAAAGUACAGAAGCAACGGGUAAAGCAGGAGAGGCAGGCGAAGCGCAUGAAGGCCCGAACUGCCGUAUGGGUGAACAACUCGUGUAUCGUUGCCAUGGAUUGCGAAAUGGUAGGCGUCGGUCUUUCAGGCAAGACCAGUGUACUUGCACGCUGCAGUAUUGUGGACUACGAGGGCAAUGUACUAUACGACAAGCACGUGCGACCAGUGGAAAAAGUCACGGAUUUUCGGACCCACGUCAGUGGCAUCCGCUCUAGUUCGCUUCGAAAGGCAAUUCCCUUUGCUCAAUGUAUCAAGGAGGUGGGCAAACUUAUGCAGGACAAGAUUGUUGUGGGUCAUGCGUUGAAAAACGAUUUUCAAGCUCUUAUGUUCACGCCGCCGAAACACCUCAUUCGAGAUACCGCCUAUUACCGACCGUACAUGCGUCGCAAAAUUAAUGGCACGAAAUUGUAUCCCAAAUCGCUGAAGCACUUGACCGAGGAGGUGCUGGGCAAGCAGAUCCAAACCGGACAGCAUGACUCUGUUGAAGAUGCUCGUGCGACACUAGAGCUGUACAAACGCGAGCAGUACGUGUGGGAGAAGUAUUUGCGCACGUCGAAAAGCAGCAGCUCGUUGGUUGGUGUGGCACCCGCUUUGCCGGAGAAAGAGGUAGAUGACGACGUUCUCAAGCCACUUACUGCUGUUGAUAAAGCUCAUCUAGACAGUGACAAUGAAGAGUUAAGCAUUGGUCGUCGCUUAAUGGCUGUCCCAGAUUCCAAGGAGCUUGCCAUGAUGGAAUACGGCGAGUAA